Molecule: messenger RNA, 1220 nt
Organism: Canariomyces notabilis
Lineage: Eukaryota; Fungi; Ascomycota; Sordariomycetes; Sordariales; Chaetomiaceae
Exons: 1
Coding region: 207-1073 (288 amino acids)
Source: RefSeq, a predicted model, not a curated record
GUUCUGUUUCUCUCAGAUCAUCACCCUCAACUCAGCAGCCUCAGCAGCCUCAUCCACUCAACUCAGAACCCCUCGAGCUCUAAGCUUUCAGCUUCUCUUGAAACUCGAACAACUUGACUAUCCAAAAUCAAGUCUCACGACCAAAAUAAGACCAACAAAACAACCCAUCCUCACAUCAAUAUCAAUAUCAACCCCCAACCCUCAAAAUGAAAGCCCAAUUCAUCACCGCCACCGCUGCCUUUUUCGCAGCCUCAGUCGCCGCCUUCCCCACACCUCAACCCGAGACCACCAACAACCACGGCCUAAUCCCCGACUUUGACGACUGGAACUCGGACGCAGACGCCGUCAGCAUCGAGGUCCUCACGGCCCGCGGCCCGCGCGUGAUUUCGACGGCGGCCGCCAACUUCAACUUCACCGACGACUUCAACUUCCCGCUCGACCACCUCUUUGCCGAGAUCGAGGCCAUCCCCGACGAGGUGCUCGCCCAGGGCGAUGAGGCGCUGCACAAGUGGCUUGUUGAGCACGGCGAUCGUGCCGGGGAUGAUGUGGAGAAGUUGAAAAGGGAUGAUGGUGGGUAUGAUGUCGAAGAGGAGGAUUGGAACGAUGCUGGUUCGAUUGGGGAUGUUGCUGGUGAAGGGAACGAGGCUGCUACGGUUGUUGAGCGCAGUGAUGAUGAGGAGGUUGUCGACACGGACGACUUCGGCGGCGAGGAAGGGAAUGAUGCUGCUGUUGUUGUUGAGCGCAGUGAUGAGGAUGUGGUUGAGGGGGGUGAUGCUGACUCCGAUGGUCUUGAUAUUCUUGCUCGUGGGGAGAUUGCCGCGCGUGCCUCGCUCUGGAAGAUCACCAAGUGUGUCGCGGCCAUUGUUCAGCUGCUCGCGACCACGGCGGUCCCUGCUGCCAAGCUCCUUCGCAUCAAGCAGUACAUCAAGGCUCUUGGUGGAACACGGCAGGCGGUCAAGCUCCUGCUGGGUGCUACCACCAGAGCCGAGAAGCUCAAGGCUGGCGGUGAGAUUCUGGUCAACUUGUCGGCUGAGCUGCUUGGGAUUAGCACCGUCAAGACGCAGUGCUUCUAAGCGGACCCGGGCAGGAUGGGUUGGAAGUGAUUGUACAACUUGGUGGCAAUGCGGAUUUGGGAAAGGUUGCGAAGAUUCUCUGAGAUCCAAUGUUGAUGUUUCUUGCUUCUUUGUAUAUACAUACUUGUUUGUUUGCUUUUGUCUCAA